Molecule: messenger RNA, 1401 nt
Organism: Fusarium vanettenii 77-13-4
Lineage: Eukaryota; Fungi; Ascomycota; Sordariomycetes; Hypocreales; Nectriaceae
Exons: 1
Molecular function (GO): protein binding; ADP binding
Source: RefSeq, a predicted model, not a curated record
GUCGCACUGGCUGGGCUUGGAGGGGCGGGCAAAACCCAGACUGCUCUUGAGUUUGCCUUUUGGGUCAAACAUGAGAAGCCAGAGUACUCUAUCUUCUGGCUCUCUGCACUGAGUGCUAGCAGCUUUGAGCAAAGCUGCAACACGGUCGCCACCGAACUGGGCAUUUUCCAGCAAGGUUUAGAUUCCAAAGCCAUUCUGAGAGACUUUCUGAGUUCCAAGAAGUCUGGGCCAUGGCUCAUCAUUGUGGACAACGCUGAUGAGCGGGGCUUGAUUCUGGGUGGUCCUGGUCAUUCCUUCAGUAUCGAUGAACAGUUGCCCCAAAGUCCUGCUGGCCGAAUCCUCUUCACCACCCGCUCAAAUGAGGUAGCCCUUGAAGUUGCUGACGAAGAGCCACUGCAACUUGGGGAAAUGAAACCAGCAGAAGCCUUGGAAUUCCUGGGAAAGUCCAUCAACAGCAAGCUUCUACUUGCAGAUCCUUCUGUUGUCUCGGAGCUGUUGGAAGAGCUUACAUACCUUCCACUGGCAAUUGGUCAAGCCGCAGCUUAUUUGAAUCGAAACAAGGUUACCGUCACUCGAUACCUCGAGUUGUUGCGAGGCACCGAGAAGGAAAUGACUUCCCUGCUAAGUCACGAAUUCCACGACCGAACUCGAUACCGUGGAUCGCAAAACGCUGUGGCAACCACGUGGCGUGUUUCUUUCGACCAGAUCCUCGCGCAAGACCCAAUGGCUGCCAACCUGCUCAAAUUUAUCUCGAGAAUCGAACCCAAGGACAUCCCGCUCCCAAUUCUACCCCGUGGGGACUUGGAAGAGGAACUCACGUACUCAGUUGGCACUCUUUGCUCUUAUGCUUUUUUGGUUCCACGGGAAGACCAAGAAGUCUAUGACAUGCAUAGUCUUGUGCAUUUAGCCACGAGAAUUUGGGUACAGAGGAGUGGGUUGUCCUCCCAGACCACCAUUGACGCGUACAAGCACCUUGCAGCAGUGCUUCAAAAGGGAAGAGGGCAGCAGCCAUACUGGAGACAAUGCAUCUCGCAUGCGCUAAGGGUUCUUCAAUCAGAAGACCGGAUUGAAAGCAAAGAGAAGCUUCUCCUGAGCAGCGAACUGGGUAACUACGUGAUCGGCGAUCGUCGAAUCCGGGAGGCCGACGAAUGCUGUCAAGAAUCCUUCAAUUGGGCUAAGGGGCAUCUCUCCGAGGACGACCUAGAUCGACUGGACUGUGAGGGCAUACUUGCUUUAACUCAUCUUCACAGGGGUCAGUUGGAUAAGUCCUUUGAGCUAUUGCAACACGUCGUGGCAGAGCUAGAAAGAUUGCAUUCAUUUGACAAAGAUCUCACUCCACUUCUUAGAACUCUUCAGAACCUGAAGAGCGUAGCCCAUUUCGGGACAGAUGAGAAGGAGAUC